AUGAUUCUUCUAACUAAACAAGCAGUUUUGGUGAUUGACAAUUUUAUCGCAAUCGACCUAUUUGGUACCAAUUCAGAUGUCAAGUAUUGCUUCCUUUCCGAUGCUAAUUCUUAUUACUGCCAUAAGUUAACUGUGAGUUUGAUUCAAAUUUUUGAAAUAUCUUCUAGGGUAAAUGACAAAACAAUGGAAUAUAUUUGUUCAUCGAUAACAGCCAAAUUGUUAUCUGUAAUCAGUACUCGAAGAAAAAAACGAUACAGAAUUUUGAAUAAAUGGAUUCGACUAUUAGAUUUGAAUAUCUGGCAUAAAAUGAGCAAGUUUCGGAUGAUAUUUAUAGAUGCAAAUCAUGCACCUGCAAAGGAAGCGGCAAAUCUUCUACUGAAAUAUAACGGAGUUGAUAAUGUAGCUAUUUCGGUGCCAAUAAUUGGUUGUGAAAGUUUUCUGGUCAACAUUUUUCGCGAACUCAAGUAUAAAAUUUGGCUGCAUCCGGAACGCUUUGAAAUUGCUCAAAUUCUCGCAAUAGAUUAUUUUUCUGAGAGAAAGGCGACACUUAUAUUUGGACUUGCUUACAAAUGUUUGUUAUCUUUGGAUGUCUUAGGUUUCAAGAGCAAAAAGUGCUGA
Molecule: messenger RNA, 618 nt
Organism: Loa loa (African eye worm)
Lineage: Eukaryota; Metazoa; Nematoda; Chromadorea; Rhabditida; Onchocercidae
Exons: 4
Coding region: 1-618 (205 amino acids)
Source: RefSeq, a predicted model, not a curated record